Messenger RNA from Emiliania huxleyi CCMP1516, 1134 nucleotides. RefSeq lists its product as hypothetical. Gene Ontology annotation, cellular component: ubiquitin ligase complex. Lineage: Eukaryota; Haptophyta; Isochrysidales; Noelaerhabdaceae. The transcript has a single exon. Gene Ontology annotation, biological process: proteasome-mediated ubiquitin-dependent protein catabolic process; protein linear polyubiquitination. Gene Ontology annotation, molecular function: ubiquitin-protein transferase activity; zinc ion binding; ubiquitin binding. The record is from RefSeq and is a predicted model, not a curated record. Bases 1 to 1134 code for a protein of 377 amino acids.
AUGACUGAAUACACUCGCCAGAGCUGCCACGUCUGCCGGCGAGCGGUGUGGAAGGACGCGGAGCAGGCGGAGGCGAAUCGGGCAGUGCUCUGCGCGGCAUGCUGCAAGCACUCAGAGCCGCCUCCGAUAUGCGGCAUUUGCUUUGACCCGUGCCGCCCUGUGCACCUCGGCUGUCGGCACAGCUUUUGCGAGGACUGCCUUCGGGCGACGGCCACGGUCGCCAUUGAGGAGGGCCGAUCCGUCCUCUCCUGCCCGGAGCCCGGCUGCAGCCGCACGCUCGCAGAGCCGCUCCUUCGCACGCUGCUUCCCGAGGCCGCGGCCCGACGGCUGCUGGAGAACCAGAACGCGCGCACUCGCGACUGGUCUCGAUCGAUUCUAGAGGGUGCGGCGCUUGCGCGACCGGAUGCGCCAGAGGUUAGGCUCGUCGCGUGGGCACGCGGCGGGCACGCGCAGCUCUGCCCGCGCUGCUACGUGCUGGUCGAAAAGUCGGACGGCUGCCACCACAUCCAAUGCCCCUGCGGACAGCACUUUUGCUUCGCGUGCGGUAAGGAGUGGGACGGCCACCAGUGCCUCGCCGAGCGGCCGCGCUUCAACUCGCAGGGCCUCUUGCCGGAGAGUGCCGAAGCGCCCGCUGCGCCGCCCUCGCUUGCCCUCGCAGCACCGCACGGCUCCUCCGCCCUGGUCGACGCUGCGAGCGCGCGCGCCGCUGUGGCGCACGCGCUGACCCUCAAGUGCCCGCGCUGCCAGCGCGCCUUUGCCAUGGAGGAUGACUUUGCGGACUGCUUCUGCCUUCGGUGCUCGAGCUGUCCAUGCAUGUUCUGCGCGUGGUGCCUCGAGGAGUGCCCGGCGACAAGCGGCGACCCGCACUCGCACGUGCUCGACUGCCCGCGCGCGCCCGCGGACAUGCGCGGCCAUGCCCUCUACCUCGCGGACCACAACGGAGGCCCGCACGUGCCGCCCCAUCCGCGGCGCAAGUUCGAGCAGCACUGGGCCGCAGCACAGCACACCGCGCUGGCGCGGCUGUUGGAGUCGAUCGGCGACGAGACGUCCGCGGCGGCGAGGGAGGUGGUGAGGGAGGCCAUGGCGGCGGCGGGGGAGCGAGCUGCAGCGGCGCUCCCAGAGCGAGGACGCUAG